This is a messenger RNA of Austrofundulus limnaeus, 2041 nucleotides long. It is a transcript of the gene ttpal, whose product is annotated as tocopherol (alpha) transfer protein-like. Lineage: Eukaryota; Metazoa; Chordata; Actinopteri; Cyprinodontiformes; Rivulidae. The transcript is spliced from 6 exons. The record is from RefSeq and is a predicted model, not a curated record. Gene Ontology annotation, molecular function: phosphatidylinositol bisphosphate binding. Bases 72 to 1109 code for a protein of 345 amino acids. Gene Ontology annotation, cellular component: membrane.
CUUUUCCCGUCUGUAGCUCGUGUUCAUGUGAUUAAUGUGCUGUUGUUGAAGCAGCUCUUCCCAGUCAGUCCAUGGCCUAUCAGUAUGAGUCUAUCAGUCUGGGUCGUCCUCCAGCGGAUCGGGCAGCUGCUGCAGACCACUGCUGGUUCCCUGGACCCCCUCCACCCAUCUACUCCUGCACCCUGACCCCAGACCUGGAGGCCAAGGCUCGAGAGGAGCUUCAGGAGAAGCCGGAGUGGCGUCUGCGUGAUGUCCAAGCUCUGAGAGACAUGAUUCUGAAGGAACAUCCUAAUCUCAGAACCCGAUUGGACGAUGCCUUCCUCCUCCGCUUCCUGCGGGCCAGGAAGUUUGACUACGACCGCGCCCUGCAGCUGCUGCUCAAUUAUCACGCGGGGCGGAAGGCCUGGCCCGAAGUGUUCCAGGACCUGAAGCCGUCCACCGUCAGACAUGUGCUGGACCUGGGCUUCCUCACGGUCCUACCACGGCCAGACCCCAGAGGAAGGUACAUCCUGUUUCUCCGGCCAGGCAAAUGGAAACCAAAUGAUUAUCCGUUUGUGGACAAUGUGAGAGCCAUUUAUCUGACUCUGGAGAAGCUGAUCCAGCCGGAGGAGACGCAGGUGAACGGUAUCGUCAUCUUAGCCGACUACACCGGAGUGGGAAUGUCUCAAGCGUCCAACCCAGGUCCUUUUCUGGCCAAGAAGGUGGUGAGCAUUCUGCAGGAUGGCUUCCCGAUCAGAAUCAAGGCCGUCAACAUCAUUAAUGAGCCCAGGAUUUUCAAGGGCAUCUUUGCAAUCAUCAAACCGUUUCUGAAGGAGAAGAUGGCAGAGAGGUACGUCCUUCAUGGCUCCGACCUGCGCUCACUGCACCAGAACAUCCCACCAUCCGUUCUGCCGGAGGGGUACGGCGGCACCGCCGGGCGGCUGGAUAUGAGCGCAUGGUCCAGGCUGCUGCUGGACUGUGAGGAGGAGUUCAUCGUGGAGUUCUGCCAGCCCGAUCCACUGGAGGGAGUGGUGCUCCCAGACUCCAUGCUGUUUGAAGGCGAGCAUGCCGGAGGGAAGGAUGAGGACACGGUCAGGGGGCUGCGCUCUCAGCUCUACUAUUGUUACUGAGGCUCUCUGGGAGGACUUCUACAGGGCAACAUGCCAACAUUGAUUUAUUUAAGUAAGCAGCAUCGCUGUGUGUGGAAAGUCCAGUUUACUUCUCACACAGCCCAGCAUAAAGACGAUGGUCCGAGAGGCUCCAGGCUCUCUGAAGACAUUUAUCAUCAUCAUGUUUAAAUAGUGGGUCAUUCAUGAAAAUCCUACUAUUGUUCCCUUUCUUCCUCAGCUGAGGUUCCAUUAGGCCAGUCAGAGAAAUCAUUUCUCUACAAAAUGCCAUCUGCAGCUAAACCAGAAACACUGAUGGAAGCAGUGAAAACAUUGUCAGCUGGAAUUUAUUGUUUCUCUUUAGCUAUCAGAAGCUGCUGCUGGAUAGAAAAUAAUGUCCAAUGAGCCCUCCUAUUGGCAGCAGACUCUGAAAGCCAGCUCUAACUGUGGUGUCCCACUGAGCUGCACCUGCUGGAGACCAGUUAGACUCGUAAUGACGAGAAAAAAUGAAAAUAAUCUGUUCAGUCUCACUGUUUGUUUCAAACAAGUGACCAGUUAAACAUGUGGCUCCUUGGCAGGUGUGCACAAAGUGCUUUUUUCAAAUUUUUUAAAAUCUGAGUUCUAGAUUUUUGACAUUUAGAUUAAGAGUUAAUGUGCCGGUGUCAAACACAGCUCGGAAACUAAAUCAAGACAUGAYGACUUUGUGACUUGAGAGAAAACUGGUUGACUUUUUUUUUUUUUAUUCAAAGAGGAAGUGACGAGAUAGCGAGCCCCUGUGACUCACACGGAACAAAAACACACAUUUAGCAGACUUCAUUCGAGAUGCUUUUUGCCAUCUAGCUGCUAACAGUUUCAGCCCAGUGAGAUUCUGGCCUAAAGAAGGURAAUUAUUGCAACAACAAACAACAAAUUCAUGACCAUGAUGCCAGCAAUUAAAGACCAACAAAAACUUUCAA